Pygoscelis adeliae (Adelie penguin) is the source of this 1332-nucleotide messenger RNA. It is a transcript of the gene ICOSLG, whose product is annotated as inducible T-cell co-stimulator ligand. NCBI's taxonomy places the organism in Eukaryota, Metazoa, Chordata, Aves, Sphenisciformes, Spheniscidae. The record is from RefSeq and is a predicted model, not a curated record. The transcript has 8 exons. The coding region runs from base 1 to 1197 and encodes 398 amino acids.
AUGGUAACAGCCAGCCCUGCAGCAAGAAUUUGGCCCAAGGAGCGGGAGAAGGACCGUCACUGCGGCGUUGGUUUGCAGCGUGGCAGUGACAGCUUUGCGGAGUGCCACAACCAUACGUGUUGGCGAAGGAGGCGCCCGACAGUAAACAAGCCAAACGCAGCCCUUGAUGUGGAGCCAGAAAUAAAACUGCUGGUGAAUGUGAACCACAGCUUUCAAGUAGCCAACUACUCCUCCAACACCCCUUACCAAGGCGAUUCUGUCAGAACUUUUACCUUCUGUGUCUUCAGCUAUGGAUUUCUGUUACUGCUCCUUCAUAUCCCGAGAGCUGUUAUUGCACUGGAGGAGAAGAUCAUCGUCAGUAAACUUGGAGACAAUGCUACACUGAGUUGCAUUUAUCGAGGAAGAGAAUUGCACUUAAAAAAUCUACGGGUAUACUGGCAAAUAGCUGAUGAUCAAGAAGAGUGUUCAGUUGUACAUGCACUGAUCUCUGGUCAAGACAACGAAAGUGAACAGUGUAUUCACUUUAAAAACAGGACUCGGUUAUUCUGGGAUAGAUUGAAAAAUGGCGAUUUUUCUCUGCUACUACUAAACGUCAGCCAGAGUGAUGAACAUACGUACAAAUGUGUAGUACUGCAGAAAACUGAAUAUAACAAAGUGAUUCACCAGGCAGAAGUGGUUCUCAGUUUAGCUGCUAGUUAUAGCCAACCAAUACUCAGUGGACCGAUAAAAAACAGUGACAGCACAGGAGAGGAGGUGACUUUCAGCUGCAAGUCUGGCAAUGGAUACCCAGAGCCCAAUGUUUAUUGGAUAAAUAAAACGGACAACAGCCACCUGCCUCCAUCACAGCUAAAGAUCACUCCCCAUGCCGAUGGCACUUACAGCGUUUUUAGCACGCUGAUGGUUAAAGCCACUUCUAACAUGCAGAUAGAGUGCUCCAUAGAAAAUAAAAUACUGCAGGAAAAUCUGUCAGCCAACUACACACAGCAGAAGCAAAGCAAUGGUUCUAGCACAGAAAACAAAAACCUGGAAAAAAAUGGACAAGGUGCUCAAGCAGCUGGCAUCAUUUCCAUUGUCAUUCUGAUAGGUCUUCUAGUUGGUUUAACCUGCUGGCUGUGGAGACGGAGGUCCUCUAAACUACUGUCCUACACAGAUGUCCAACCAAAUGAAGACAAAGGAGAACUCAACUCACCUGUCUAAAUGGAAAGUCUGCCAACAAUUUGGGCAGCUGGAGAUGUGUCAAGAGAAGCAUCACCCCCUAUCUCAGUGGCAGCAUUGCUUGUGACAGAUUUCUGCAGUGUGCCAAGACAGAUGGCAAAAAAGCUUCUUCAACAC